AGCUCUUUUCCGGUGCACAUGGCGACGGAAGCCACGUUGACAUCAAUUAGUGCAAAAGCGUCCAGAUUUCAGAACCGAAGCUUCUAAACACUUCGAGUCUCGGUGAAGGUGUGACAUCAUCAAGAUGAGUGUUGGCUUUAUUGGAGCGGGUCAGCUGGCACACGCGCUGGUCAGGGGGUUCACAGCAGCAGGUGUAAUCACAGCAAACCGAAUCACAGCGAGUUCACCUGACACAGAUCUGCCCACAGUCUCCGGUCUGAGGAAAAUGGGUGUCAAUUUUACGACAAGCAACAAGGAAGCCGCACAUAAGAGCGACGUUCUGUUCCUGGCAGUGAAACCGCACAUCAUCCCGUUUGUUCUGGAUGAAAUCGGUCCAGAUAUUGAAGAUCGUCACCUCAUCGUCUCCUGUGCUGCUGGAGUCACGAUCAGCUCUAUUGAGAAGAAACUGCUUCAGUAUCGUACGACUCCUAAAGUGAUGCGUUGUAUGACGAACACGCCGGUAGUGGUGCGCGAGGGUGCUACGGUUUACGCCACGGGAACGCAUGCUGAUCUGGAGGAUGGGAAACUGCUGGAGCAGCUGAUGGCGAGUGUGGGGUUCUGUACGGAGGUGGAGGAAGAUCUGAUCGACGCCGUGACUGGACUGAGCGGCAGCGGACCUGCUUAUGCGUUUACGGCUCUCGAUGCUCUCGCUGAUGGAGGGGUGAAGAUGGGGUUGCCACGGAGACUGGCGGUGCGACUGGGAGCUCAGGCGCUGCUGGGUGCGGCUAAAAUGCUCCUGGACUCAGAGCAGCACCCCGGUCAGCUGAAAGACAACGUCUGCUCACCAGGUGGCGCUACCAUCCAUGCACUGCACUUCCUGGAGAGCGGCGGAUUCCGCAGUUUGCUCAUAAACGCUGUGGAGGCGUCCUGCAUCAGGACACGGGAGCUGCAGUAUCUGGCUGAUCAGGAGAAGAUUUCACCCGCUGCGAUUAAGAAGACCACGCUGGAUAAAGUGAUGCAGCAGCCGGGCGUCACCGUAACAUCUGUGGGCACCAAGAGCAGAGUGAACCUAUUCAACAACCGGAGCGGAGUCCAGAAGAAAUGAACGCACACUUACAUAUUAACAUUCUUACAAAGGACAUACAAGAUUACCCAGCAUUAGCUGGCAGCGCUGUCCGUCCAUGUGUACAUACACUGACUGACAUCAACUGAAGUGCAUUUUGAAUCUGUAUGCUGUCAAAAAGAGCGCCACCUCUGGACAGGUACAAUAUUACACCAUUACACAAAGGUACAGCUCACCCAAAACUUUAAAUUCUUCCAUCAUUAACUUACCCAUAAGUUGUUCCAAACCUGUAUGACUUUCUUCACUCUAAACACAGAUUUAAUGCGGAAUGAUGGCCUUGGUCACCAUUCACUUUCAUUGCAUCUUUUUUUCAUACAAUGAAAGUGAGUGGUGACUGAGACUGAACAUACUGCCUAACAUCUCCUUUUGAGGUCUGCGUAAGGAAGAUCAUUCCUUUAAGGAGAUGCUUGCAGCAUAAUUUUUGUAUUAAGACUUAAAUGUGUCUAGGUCUAUGGAAGUAAAAGUAGGAAAGAAGUCAAAUGUAAAUGUUUUCAAACAGGUUGUAUGGUCACAGUUUCAUUUUGGAUGACAGUGUUAUUAUGAGUUGUUUAUUUAAACACGGCCCUUCACAACGGUCUCGGGACAUCAGCGCACCUAUGAGCUGUUACAGGAAGUGAUGUCACACAAACAGCUAUCGUGCUUGGAUGAUUUUCCUUGUUUUGCUCUUUGAAUUUAAUUUCUCCACUUCUUGGUCUCAUUUUUUCCUUUAUUCAAAGAUCUCUUUAAUUCAGAACUCAAUAUAUUACCUAAUUGGUGGUGUUUUUUUUAGACCUGAACACCCAUUUAUAGUGUUUUGUUGUUUGUAGUCUUUCAUUUGUAAGUGGACUGUUGUCUGUAUGUGUGUGAGGUUUAAUCUGCCUGUUAUCAAUGUGUUUCUAAUGUAAAAAUAUGAAACCUCAACAUAAAUGGUGCUUAAAGAAGACUGAGUAAAAUAUAUAGCUCUUUUCUGCUUACACAUGUAAUUUAACUUCAUUGAUUAACUGUGUUCCUGAUGAGGGAGAGUUUUGUUUGUUUCAGCAGUAUCAUUAAAGCAAGAGAGACUAUGAAUAAUUAAUGUUUUUUUAAGCAAAUUAACCCAAGGCUUUUCUCUGAAAUACAUUACUGAAGUUUACAGGAGAACAAGCACUGCGACAUGAGCUGUUAAACUGCGAUCCGUUUAAACUAAACAAAAAAAACAUUGCGCAGGUUUUUU
Xyrauchen texanus (razorback sucker) is the source of this 2294-nucleotide messenger RNA. RefSeq names its product pyrroline-5-carboxylate reductase 1b (gene pycr1b). Lineage: Eukaryota; Metazoa; Chordata; Actinopteri; Cypriniformes; Catostomidae. Gene Ontology annotation, molecular function: pyrroline-5-carboxylate reductase activity. Bases 125 to 1084 code for a protein of 319 amino acids. Gene Ontology annotation, biological process: L-proline biosynthetic process. The record is from RefSeq and is a predicted model, not a curated record. The transcript has 8 exons.